This is a messenger RNA of Empidonax traillii (willow flycatcher), 3253 nucleotides long. RefSeq names its product NCK associated protein 5 like (gene NCKAP5L). The record is from RefSeq and is a predicted model, not a curated record. Lineage: Eukaryota; Metazoa; Chordata; Aves; Passeriformes; Tyrannidae. Gene Ontology annotation, cellular component: microtubule plus-end. The transcript is spliced from 13 exons. Bases 84 to 3068 code for a protein of 994 amino acids. Gene Ontology annotation, biological process: microtubule depolymerization; microtubule bundle formation.
GCCUCGUCCCCUCCCUCAACCCCCUUCUCCCGGCAGGUGACACCACGGAGGGACGGGGCUGGGAACGUCCCGAGCCAGCAGCGAUGUCGGAGAGCGUGGCUGAGGCGCCGGGAACCGGGAGCCCCGCGGCCCUGGGCGAGACGGGCACCAGCCAUGAGCUGCUGCAGCGGCUGCGGGAGCUGGAGGCGGAGAACUCGGCCCUGGCCCAGGCCAACGAGAACCAGAGGGAGACGUACGAGCGCUGCCUGGAUGAGGUUGCCAACCACGUGGUGCAGGCACUGCUCAACCAAAAGGACCUGCGUGAGGAGUGCAUCAAGCUGAAGAAACGGGUGUUCGAGCUGGAGCGGCAGAACCAGGCGCUGAGCGACCUGUUCCAGCAGAAGCUGCAGCUCUCCACCGGGUCCCUGCCCCAGCUGCCGCUGCACCCGGUGCUGGUGCCCCCGGACACCCCGGUCAUGCCCCAGCCGUGCUCUGCAGAGCAGCCACCCCCACCACUGCCCCCCAGUCUCUGCGUGCCCCUGCCCGAGGUGCUGCCGCCGGUGCCGUCGGGCAGCCCCGGGCUCAGCCCCGGCGCCCCCCCCUUGGACGCCCUGUCCCCCUUCUUCAAGAAAAAAGCCCAAAUCCUGGAGGUGCUGCGCAAGCUGGAGGAGACGGACCCGCUGCUGGGGCCCCCCCCGGCCUCCCCCGGCUCCCCCGAGCCCUGCGCAGCCCCGGGGGGGCCGCCACGGGGGGCUCUGCUCAGCGCCUUGGCCGAGCGGCUGCUGCGGGGCGAGGGGGGCGGCUGCUGCCGGCGCAACGGCGAAGCCCCCGGGGGACCCCCCCGGCAGCGGCACGGGGACCACCCCGCGUUCCUGGGGCUCUGCGCCCCGGGCGAGGAGACCCCCGAGGGGGCCUUCACCCCGCUCUCGCCCGGGGGGGUCCCCAACGCCCUUCCCUCCCCCGCCAAGGCGCUCAAGCUGCCCCCCCCACCCGGGGGGCUGCGCCUCAGCCCCCAGGUCGCCCACUCCUCCAAGAUCCCGUGUCGCGGUGCCCACCCCGAGGCCUCGCCGGGGCUCAGCCGCCGCGCCUCCCCCGACGCCCCCCCGGAGCCUGGCUCCCCCGAGCCCCCGUCCUUCCCCCUACCCCGCACCUUCGAGGAGGCCGAGCAGCUCCCCGGGCCCCCGGGACCCCCGACCGGUGCCGAGCGGGCGGCCGCCUCCCCCCCCAGCUCCCGCCGCGGCACGGGGGGCUCGGCCCCCUCCCGCCGCCCCGGCAAGAAGCCCCCCGAGCCGGGCUACCUGCCCUUCAAGGAGCGCCUGGCGGCCCUGGGCAAGCUGCGGGGGGCUGAGGGCCGAGAACCCCCCGGCCCGGGGCGGCCUGAGCGGGGCCACGGGGCCGAGCCGCGCCCCCCACCCCGGGCGGGCAUGGGGGGCAGCCUCAAGCACCCCGAGCCGGCGCACGGCACUGAGCCCCUGGCCCGCUGCUACUCCUCCGGCUCCAUGGGCGACCCCGGCAAGGCGGGGGGCAAGGGGCGCGUGGCCACAGGCAGGACCCCCCCGCGGGCCCCCCCGGCGCCCCCCGCCAAGUCCUCCCGCAGCCCCCACGGCAGCCCCACCAAGCUGCCCACCAAGGCGGGCGCCGGCAAAGCCGGGGCGCCGCGGGGCGAGGAGCCUUCGGGCGCCAAGGCGGGCGGGGGCCCCCACAAACCCCCCGCGGCCCCCGAGCCCACGGGACCGGCCCCGGGCGCCGCGGGGCACUCGGCCAUCGAGGAGAAGGUGAUGAAGGGCAUCGAGGAGAACGUGCUGCGGCUGCAGGGGCAGGAGCGGGCGCCGGGCGCCGAGGCCAAGGGCAAGGCCGGGCUGGCGAGCUGGUUCGGGCUGCGGCGCAGCAAACUGCCCGCGCUCAGCCGGCGUGGGGACGGCGGGCGCGGGCGCGAGUGGGCCGGGACCCCCGCCCCGCUGCGCAGGGAGGUCAAGUUGGCCGCCCGCAAGCUGGAGGCCGAGAGCCUCAACAUCUCGAAGCUGAUGGAGAAGGCGGAGGACCUGCGGAAGGCGCUGCGGGAGGAACACGCCUUCCUGCAGGGGCUGGCGCUGGAGAAGGGCAGACCCCGCGGGCCCCCCCGCGGCCCCGGCCCCCUCCCCGUCAUGUACCAGGAGGUGACGGCCGAGACCUUCAUGCAGCAGCUGCUGGACAGGGUGGACGGGAAGGACGUUCCCUACGAGACCCGCCUGGAGCACAAGCGGGAGCUCUGUGACCUCCGGAGGGUCCCCCCCGACGCCAAAGACCCCCGGCUGUGCCGCCCGCCCCGCAACGGCAUCGUGGGGCACCUGAGGGAGCCCCCGGACAAGGUGCCGGACGUGGGGCUCCGGGACGAGCUGCCCUCGGACGAGAGCUUGUCCGAGUCGGGGACAUCGCAGCACUUCGCCGCCUGUGGGUCGCUGACGAGGACGCUGGACAGCGGGAUCGGGACCUUCCCGCCCCCCGACUACGGGGGGGUCCCAGCCAAGAGCACCCCCAAACCGCGGGGCCGCCCCGAGGCGCUGCCCGGAGCCGUGCCCGCCGCCGCCACCAAAGUGCCGCGCAAGGCCCGGACGCUGGAGCGGGAGGUGCCCAGCGCAGAGGAGCUGCUGGUGCCCCCCAAACACCGGAGCGCCCCCGGGGGCCGCCCCCCGGCCCCCCCCGGCCCGCACGGGCACCGCGCCGCGCCCCAAGACACCGGGGAUGACACCGGGAAGCCGCGGCGUGUCCAGCAGAGCAAGAACUGGACCUUCCCCAACGCCAAAGCCUGCGGUGCUGCCGACCCCUUCCUGUGCCCCUCUGGGGGGCUGGAGGGGCUGCACCGGCCCGUGCAGGCGCCCGUGUGCAGCCCAACCAGGCAUCGAGGGGCGUCCCCCGAGGCCCCCCCGCCGCUGCCCCCCGCCCUGAGCGCCAGCAGCAGCCGGACCCCCAGCGCCUCAGACGUGGGGGACGAGGGCAGCACAGAGGCCCGGUCCCGGGACGGGGGGCACGGCCCCCCCGGGCUGGAACACUCUGAGUCCCUCAGCGACUCGCUCUACGACAGCCUCUCCUCCUGCGGCAGCCAGGGCUGAGCCCCCCCCGGCCGCGCUCCCGCGUCUUCCACCCCCUCCCUGCUGCUCCCGCUCCCGCUCUGGGGGUGAUGCCUGGACUGGGGGGUCCCGCUUUCCCCAGCCCCCCCCCCCUUUCUCCUGGCUCUCUCCGAUGGUGCUAUGGCCCUGUACAGCCCCCACCGAUGGGUUUUUAACUCAAUAAAGCU